AUGGAGUCUGCAAAUUUGAGGCCAGAGCCACCGCCGGAUCCGUUUCGGAUCAAACGAAAGCCUCUCUCAAACCCGAAUCUCAGGGGGGCUGCAAAUGCCGGACCCUCCGGUAGACUCGCCCACGCUACAAGCUCGCCAGCUCUAGUGCCGCCUCCAUUAUCUCAGCCUCCUUCUUAUAAUGACCUCUAUGGUCAAGAAACCACGAACUGCGGGUGGCGCAACAACACCCGCAGUAUCCCCCCUGAACCUAGUCCAUCUCCGACGCCAGUUCAGAAAGCCUAUGGAGAGGCCCGUCACUUUCUCGGGGGACUGAUCAAUCAUCCUACUGAGUCUAACAAACAUGUCACAAUUCUGCGUCAUUCACAUGGCUUGGUAUUCUAUCGAGGAGAGGCCACCUCCGUUGCCGUCUCGAUCUUCUCGGAUGCUCCCUUGCCCCAAGAUCGUACUCUAUGGUUGCAAAACAAAGGCUGGUCUGGCAAGGCCGGGAUGCGCGCAAAAGCCCUUUUUCGGCUCAAUAAUAACUGGGUUGACGUCACCCCAGGCAUGCCGCUUAGAGCCGACCAGGUAAACCCGGAUGACGAGCGAGCGUGGCAACGCGAUAUUAAAAAGUUUCUCAAAAAGGCUCCCGCUCGGCUGCGCGACACGCACUCCUUGCGUGAAACAGCUGUUGUUCGGGUUCCGGCAGAGGCUGGUGAUGGCUAUUGGCAACUAGUCCUCUGUCAAGGGCCGAAGAAAAAAGUCAUUGGGAACAGCCCGGUAUUCCGGGUCCUCUCAACCUCCACUAACCCUCAUUCCAUCCGGGGUGCCAGCCUCAGUACAUUGCCCCUGGAGGUAGGAGCCAUGGUGGCUAGCUUGUACGCCCAGACUGCUGCCAAAGCAGUCGUGAGUCCAGCGACUGCUGCUAUUCAGAGUAAAUUGACGCAGACAGCAGCACAGACGGCCUAUUCCACCAGUGGGGCUCAAGAUAAAGUGGGCAGUUUAAUCAAGGGGUCAUCUGGUUCGACCCAGAAGGACCAGCAAGGUCUGAUGCCACAUGAAGGCCUCGAUCGCCAGAUAUCUCCUAUCGAUGAUGGCCCUCAAACGCCGUUCCCUAUGAACUUCAAAGCCCGUGCACAAUUACCGCACACGACGGCCCCCGGCAACCCCGGCGAAAUGCCAAAGCUCAUUCUGACCAAAUUUCCGGGCUGGAUACCGGAGCAAUUUCGAGGCUACUUCUUUGGCUGGGCACGUUUCGAUACCAGCACCGCCAAGAGUACCUCCUUGAGUCCCUGGUACCCGGCUGUGCUAUCUAUUCGAACAUUGGACCCUUUGCAAGCCGCUGGCGUGAAUAUGUCCCAACUUGCCAAAAGGUCUGUGGCUAUUCGCUUGUUGGACGAGGUCCCGCUCCAGACAACUGAGUUAGAAAUCAAUGUCAUGGGAUUUCUCAGAGCAGAAAUCCCACCACCAACUGGAACUACCCAUCAGGAACUCGCGGACGCACAAGCCGCUGCGGCCGAGGCUGCUAUGCUUGCGGAUUCCUAUGAUGUGACCAUUGUCCAGAACACCCUCUCCCAGCCAGUCUGGGCUCCAAGAGGGCCAGAUCCUGCCGAGAUUCAUCGGCAGAAUACCGGUUGGAUGGAUCGGACGAAGGAAGGCUAUGCAAAUGUACGAGCGAAAGGGCAGAAGUGGGUAGAGCAGGUCCCUUUGCACAAGCUCGGAGUUCGAUCUACUACAGACGAGUCGAGGGAGAAGCAAGUCGCUGUCAAUGGGUUUUAUAUUGUGCGGUGA
Molecule: messenger RNA, 1767 nt
Organism: Penicillium macrosclerotiorum
Lineage: Eukaryota; Fungi; Ascomycota; Eurotiomycetes; Eurotiales; Aspergillaceae
Product: LipA and NB-ARC domain protein
Exons: 3
Coding region: 1-1767 (588 amino acids)
Source: RefSeq, a predicted model, not a curated record